UAUAUUGGUUUUAUGUUUUUUUCCUGUUUGUUGUUGCUGCUAUUGCUUCUUUCCGUACGAUCGAUACGACCGAUUGAAAAGCAUAGCAUAGCGCAUAAAACAUGCAAACCAGAGGAAGAAAGAGAGAGAGAUAGCGAGAACGAUGCGGGAACGCAUCGAAUGGGAUAGCAUAUAAGCGUGGCGUGGUAGCAGCAACAGCUUCGAUACUGCCAUGACGCAGCGCUGCUUACGGAUCUUCACGCAAAGUGCACACGCAAACAUACGUACGCCCGUGUACGCGUGUGACGGACAUACUUGACAGCUCGCUGACGGCGAACACUUUUAGUUUACAUUUGGGGCAAACCACGACUACGGCAUGUUGAACAUGGCUGCGUAAACCAACUGACCCGACGGGAGGACAAAUCUGCAUCUUGGUUUUGUGGCGGUGCGUGCCACCGUCAGCGCCGAUGCUGCUUGCCAUUAAAGCUGCUCACAACGUUACAUUAGAUGGAACAGUAAACGUUUGACACAAUGACACCCGCACAAAAGAACGCCUACCUGGAAGCUCACAUGGCCGUACAGCAGCAAAUGGCCCAAGCUGCUUUGCAGCUUCAGCAUCAGCAUCACCAGCAGCAACUGCAACAGCAGCACCUUCAACAACAACAACAGCAGCAACAACAACAACAACAACAACAGCAGCAGCAGCAACAACAACAGCAACAACAACAACACAGUCAAAGUUAUUCGCGUGCUGUAAAGAAAACAAAAACCAGCCACGAUGGUCAUUCGUUCAUGCAACAGGGACAGCUAGCACAUCAAUCUCAGCAGCAGCAGCAGCAGCAACAACAACAGCAGCAACAGCCCGGCAGCACACCCUCCGCCCUCCCGAAUACGAACGUCAGCCACUACGCAAGCACGAUAAAGGUGCCGCAAAUCAAUGCCGGUACGCACGGUAGUGCGGCAAACGCAGGCAAUGACACUGUUGCUUCUGCUGCAUCCGUCACCAGUACCACCACCGGCGCUAGUGCCGCGGUCACCACAGCGACCGGUAACGGGGGUGGUAGUGGGGGCGGUUGCAGCAGCAGCAGCAGCGGCAGCAGCACCUUCACCGUGCCGGAUGACGUCGGGAUGGGAUUUGAAGGUGGAGUACGCGUUCUGCAAAGUUUGGGGAAUUGGUCACCGGAGAUACCGCCCAACAUACCGCGGCCGAACCUGAUACCGUUCACCGAACCGUACGCGGAAGGUGGUUCGAUGCAUCCGGCCACCCGGCUGAAAGCGCUGCAGCAGGUGCAGCAAUCGUCUGCUGCAGCGGUCGCUGCCGUUGCAGCAGCAGCGGCCGCCGCCACCUCCGGUGCCUCACGCUCGAAGACGACACCGGCCAAAGGGAAACCGGCGGUGUCGCCGGCGGAUCCGUCCGCACCACCGAAACCCGUGUUCGAGUGUACCGUGUGCGGGAAAGGGUUAGCCCGGAAGGAUAAGCUAACCAUCCAUAUGCGCAUUCACACCGGCGAGAAGCCAUACGUCUGCGAGGUGUGCGAUCGGGCGUUCGCGCGCCGCGACAAGCUGGUGAUACACAUGAACAAGUUCAAACACGUUACGCCGACGAACAUUGCACCACUCGGAAAGCGCCAGAAUCGGUCUCUCACGAUAGCGGAAAAAGAAGAGUUCAAAACGGAAGACAAUAAGCCGCCAAUGCUGGUCGAUCAUCAGGCGCUAGCGACACAAACGUUAACAACCGUCGUGAACAACAUUGCCGCACAACACCAACAACAUCAGCAGCAACAGCAGCAGCACCAGUUGAAUACUCAACUAUCCCAUCAACAGCAGCAGCAAGUUCCUUCCAACCAGCAUUCGCAGUCCGCUGCAUCGUCCGAAGGAACGCAGCUGGGCAGUAUCGGCGUACAGCAAUCGCAUCAUACACUAUCCUGGCCCUGCGAACUGUGCGGUCGGAUGUUUGGCACCCGGGAAGAGUGGACACUGCACGCGAAAAGCCAUCUGGAGGUAAUCGUCCCACAACUACCAUGCAACCGACCACCGGGAACGUAAUACCAUUUCACUGCGCGACCCACCUAACCUGGGGCGGGGAUUUUUUUUUUGUUUUUUUUUUCAUUUUUCCUGGAUGUUCCGGUCACGUCCAUAUAUUACACGUAGUAGCGGGAGUUUUAUGUUUCAAUCAUUCAUUUCUUCCUCCAAACCCUUCUGCUCCCAUCUUUCUCUCCCCCCUCCCCCCCUCCCACAUCGCUCACGAUCGCUUUCCUUCCCGGCGCAGUAUUGACAAUACGGUGAACGCCAAGCGACGGCGCUGGAGACACUGCCCUGCCUACAGCGAGCCGCCACUAAUGACGCCGGGGUAAUUUACCCAAAAGCAUUUCACGAACUGCAGCCGUCAAAAAGGGUUGCGUGCGCUACUCCACUUCCGUGCAGUGUGUGACCAAAGUGGGUGAAAAGAAUUCGCAACGUGUGCACGAAAGUGUGCUUCGGGGUUUUUUUUGCAUAGAAUGCCCUACCCAGCAAAACAGCGUCUCGUCGGGUGCUGGAUCGAAAAGACAUCGUAGAGAGGAUUAAUUAUAAACACACAAAACCACACAAUACCACACAUAUCGAGUGCAAUCCUCUCUGGAGUUCCUUCUGCUAGCUUAGCGAUUAUCCAACGAUAUUUGCAAUGAUUGAAGUGCGUCAAGCGCGCUAGCUAACGUGGACGGGCUGGCCAACUCACGGCAGGUGACUUACGCAAACUAACUAGGCCACAUUCGCAUUCUAUUUCGAAUUUUAAGAAAUAAAUGUACUAUCAUACACCAUAACCCCAACGGUGGUUAUGAAAUAAAUUGUACUAAACGCACUGGAUGUAGGAUUUUAAA
Molecule: messenger RNA, 2837 nt
Organism: Anopheles funestus (African malaria mosquito)
Lineage: Eukaryota; Metazoa; Arthropoda; Insecta; Diptera; Culicidae
Exons: 4
Coding region: 511-2025 (504 amino acids)
Biological process (GO): regulation of transcription by RNA polymerase II
Cellular component (GO): chromatin; nucleus
Molecular function (GO): DNA-binding transcription factor activity, RNA polymerase II-specific; RNA polymerase II cis-regulatory region sequence-specific DNA binding
Source: RefSeq, a predicted model, not a curated record